Propithecus coquereli (Coquerel's sifaka) is the source of this 1716-nucleotide messenger RNA. It is a transcript of the gene CES4A, whose product is annotated as carboxylesterase 4A. The transcript has 14 exons. NCBI's taxonomy places the organism in Eukaryota, Metazoa, Chordata, Mammalia, Primates, Indriidae. Bases 1 to 1716 code for a protein of 571 amino acids. The record is from RefSeq and is a predicted model, not a curated record.
AUGGCUGGAGCUGGUCAGAGCAUGAGGUGGACUCUGCGUGUGAGCCUCGCCCUCAGCCUGAUGGUGCAGACAGCCCUAGGUGCCUUGCACACCAAAAAGCCUCUAGUGGUCACCAAAUAUGGGACCCUCCAAGGAAAACAGAUGCACAUGGGGAAGAUGCCCAUCCAUGUCUUCCUUGGAGUCCCCUUCUCCAGACCUCCUGUGGGUGUCCACAGGUUUGCCCCCCCAGAACCCCUGGAGCCCUGGAAAGGAAUCAGAGAUGCCACCACCUACCCACCUGGGUGUCUUCAGGAGCCCCGGGGGCAGAUAGCCUUCAUAUACUUUAACACGCAGAAGCCAUACCAGUGGCUGCGCUUCAGUGAGGAAUGUCUGUACCUGAACGUGUACGCGCCAGCGCGCGCGCGUGGGAACCCUCUGAUGCCGGUGAUGGUCUGGUUCCCGGGAGGCGCCCUCCUCGUGGGCACCGCUUCCACGUACGAGGGCUCCGAGUUGGCCGCCCGCGAUAAAGUGGUGCUCGUGUCUCUACAGCACAGGCUCGGCAUCCUGGGCUUCCUGAGCAUGGGGUACAGCCAAGCCCGCGGAAACUGGGCACUGCUGGACCAGGUGGUGGCUCUGCGCUGGGUGCAGGAGAACAUCAUGGCCUUCUGCGGAGACCCAGGUUCUGUGACCCCGUUUGGCCAGUCGUCCGUGGCCAUGUGCAUCUCAGGACUGAUGAUGUCAACCCUAGCCCGGGGUCUUUUCCAUAAGGCCAUUUCCCAGAGUGGCACUGCUGUACUCAAAAUCUUCAUCACUCCUGACCCACUGAAGGUGGCCAAGAAGGUUGCCCGCCUGGCUGGCUGCAACCACAACAGCACACAGAUCCUGGUAGCGUGCCUGAGGCCACUCUCAGGGGCCAAGGUGAUACACGUGUCCAAGAAGAUGAGAUUCUUCCACCAGCACCUGAACUCCCAGGAAGACCCAAGAGAGAUUACAUGGUUCAUGAGCCCUGUGAUGGAUGGUAUCGUGUUCCCAGAUGAUCCUACGGUGCUCCUGACCCAGGGGCAGGUUUCACCUGUGCCCUACCUUCUGGGUGUCAACAACAUGGAGUUCAGUUGGCUCUUGCCUUAUGUCAUGAAGUUCCCUCUAAACCAGUGCACAAUGAAAACAGAAGCCAUCGCCAGGAUACUCUGGAGUAGCAGCACCCUGUGGAAUAUCACCAAGGAGCAGGUACCACUUGUGAUGGAGGAGUAUCUGGGUGACAUCGAUGAGUGUGACUGGAAGAUGUUACGAAACCAUGUGAUGGACCUAUGUGCAGAUGCCACCUUUGUGUACUUUACUCUGCAGACUGCCUGCUACCACCAGGAUGCUGGCCUCCCCGUCUACCUGUACGAGUUUAAGCACUGCGGUCCUAAAGGCAUAAUUGUCAAACCCUGCACUGAUGGGGCAGACCACAGGGAUGAGAUUCACUUCAUCUUUGGGAGCCCCUUCUCCCUAGGCCCGUCCACAGGUGAAGAGAAGGCUCUUAGCCUCCAGAUGAUGAAAUACUGGGCCAACUUUGCCCGAACAGGAAAUCCCAGUAGUGGGAUGCUACCCUGCUGGCCACGCUACGACAAGGAUGAAAAGUACCUGCAGCUGGAUUUUACCACAAGCGUGGGUGUGAAGCUCAAGGAACAGAAGAUGGCCUUCUGGACGAGGCUGCAUCAGCCUCAAAGACCAGAGAAGCAGAGGCAAUUCUGA